Molecule: messenger RNA, 531 nt
Organism: Setaria italica (foxtail millet)
Lineage: Eukaryota; Viridiplantae; Streptophyta; Magnoliopsida; Poales; Poaceae
Product: RING-H2 finger protein ATL14
Exons: 1
Coding region: 61-462 (133 amino acids)
Source: RefSeq, a predicted model, not a curated record
GGUCGCAAAGCUAGCUGCCAGGUGCUCGCCCGCGUCAGCUCUUAGCAUUGGUCCGAUUGCAUGGCAGGAACCCACUCCGUCUUCCUCGACACCGGCCUCGCGAUGCUGUUCGUCGUCCACUGCGUCGUGCUCCUCUGGGCGCUGAACCGGUGCUGCCGAGCACAAGCCUCGUCCCGCGUCGCCGUCGGGGAGCGCGCGGAGGAAGGCGGCGGCGGGAUCGACGGCCUUUCGGCCGACCAGGUCGGCGAGCUGCCGUGCCACAAGUGCAAGGAAGGCUCUGGCGGCGGCGAGUGCGCGGUGUGCCUGGAGGCCUUCCGCGCGGGCGACCGGUGCAAGGUGCUGCCGGGUUGCGAGCACGGGUUCCACGCGGUGUGCGUGGACUUGUGGCUGCGCAAGAGCCGCCGGUGCCCCAUCUGCCGCGCCGAUGGUGGCCAGUCAGCCCAAAAACGCCGGCGUGGUUGAGGCUACAGCCGUGGAGAUCGUUACCGAAAGAUAGCAGAUUCUUUUUUUUCAUGUCACGGACAUGGCAAG